Messenger RNA from Dentiscutata heterogama, 161 nucleotides. The record is from the annotation of a GenBank genome assembly. Lineage: Eukaryota; Fungi; Glomeromycota; Glomeromycetes; Diversisporales; Gigasporaceae.
AUAAGAAACCAAAUUGUGAUUUGAAUAUUUAUAAUUCAUGUAAUCUAUACUUUAAAGAUCUUCAGUUAUCAAAAGGUGAAUAUUUGGAUAUUGCAUCUGAUGAAAUGAUCUUUUGCUGCCUAAUUUCAUAUUGUAAUUUAAAAGAGGACAAACCAAUAUGA